UUACGAACACAUUUUAUAUAUAUUUAUGGAAUGUUGGAGCACAUUUUUUAUAUAAAAAAAUUCAUACAAGUUGAUUGUAACAUGUUUCUCCAUUGUUAUUUUGGUUCAGUUCAUAUAAGAGAUGGUAGGUUGUUAUAAUUCAUCUUCGGCGAAUGGUAGGGUCUUAUACAAAACAUGUUUCACCAAAAAGAAAGAAAACAAAAUGGUUUCUAAAAAGACAAGGCAGAAGCAUGUGAACUUCAUCCAUUAGCUCCACCGGAUAUGUUCCUCAAACUAUUACUCUCCAGUGGCUUGCAGUUACAAACCCUUUUAGUUCGCUAUAUAUACUUUACACAUUUAGAGAAACUUGCUUACAAAACCUAAUACAUUUCUAUAGAAUCCCAAGAAUUCAACUUUUCAUCAUCCAAUAUUUUUUCUUUCCGUAUCCCCCUUUUAGUUACUUGCAUUAAUCCUCAAAGAUGGGUAUUCAAUUGAUUGGACUAUCUCAUGCCAAGCAAAAGCUUCAAAGAAGCUUAUCAGCAAAAAUCGCAAGCCUCUUGGCCAUGUCGGGUACUAAUAAUGUCCCAAAGGGUCAUGUGGCCGUCUACGUGGGGGAGACUUACCAAAGGAAGAGAUUCGUGAUACCUAUAUCAUAUUUAAACCAUCCAUUGUUCCAAGGUUUGUUGAACCUCGCAGAAGAAGAGUUCGGGUUUGAUCAUCCCAUGGGAGGUUUAACCAUUCCUUGCACUGAAGAUUACUUCACUUCUCUAGCUUCGGUUCUAAGUGGUUCAUGAUAUGGAGCUCACUGAUCAUCACAAUAUUCAUUAUAAUUCUUAUAUACAUAUUUUGUGUAUUUUCUUUAAAUGUAUCCAAGGAAGUCGAGAGAAAAUUACUCGAGAUUGAGAUACUGUGUAUAAGUGAGUCUCUUUCAGUUUUGGAUCUUGAAAGAUCUUGUGAGUUAUUUUAACCAUUCUAUUUGUAAAUAAAAAACACUUCCUCAAAAAUCUUGUAUUUUCUUAACCAUUCCAUGAGACCUCAGCUUGCCUUUUCUACAAGUUAUAUUUAUGGAAGUAAUUCAUUUUUGAUCUGGAAACAACUUAAAGAGGAGCUAAAUAUUUUUAAAAUUUAUAAGAACGUUACAUCUUUCCAGCCAGUUUCUAAUUUAUUUAUUUUAUACAUUUAGGUUUCGAUUUACUGUCGCUCACGCUAACAAUAAUAAUUAAUAUAUAUAUAUAUACUAUAUAUAUACCAAAAUGAUGAUCAAACCAAAUAAAUACUAUUACUUAAAUUCGGU
Brassica napus (rape) is the source of this 1273-nucleotide messenger RNA. RefSeq names its product auxin-induced protein 15A-like. The record is from RefSeq and is a predicted model, not a curated record. The transcript has a single exon. Lineage: Eukaryota; Viridiplantae; Streptophyta; Magnoliopsida; Brassicales; Brassicaceae. Gene Ontology annotation, biological process: response to auxin. The coding region runs from base 459 to 773 and encodes 104 amino acids.